This is a messenger RNA of Dothidotthia symphoricarpi CBS 119687, 1549 nucleotides long. RefSeq lists its product as uncharacterized. The coding region runs from base 14 to 1447 and encodes 477 amino acids. The record is from RefSeq and is a predicted model, not a curated record. NCBI's taxonomy places the organism in Eukaryota, Fungi, Ascomycota, Dothideomycetes, Pleosporales, Dothidotthiaceae. Gene Ontology annotation, cellular component: nucleus; SMN complex. Gene Ontology annotation, biological process: spliceosomal snRNP assembly. The transcript has 2 exons.
CUACUACCACAAUAUGGCGGGACACGGCGUCAAUCUCGCCGUUACAAAAGAUGGCGGAAGCUACAAUAAGUUGCAGCGACCCGGCGACUUCCUGGCUUCCAUGUCGCGUCCACCGCCUGUGGAGGGUCUGAUCACUGCAACGCUUCCUGCGACGCAUGCCGGCAAGCGAAAGCGCAACCAGACAGCCAGCUCUAACGUGCACGACCUGGGCCAGGUACAUGGAAGCAAGCGCACACGAGUGAACAACAGUGCCCCUCAGCCGAACGCUGUGCGGGGUCUAGUCGACGGCAACGAACGAUCACGCGGAUUUGGACCGACCAGGGACUGCGGCAUGCGGACGACGUUGCCAGGACUGGAUGACGAUGAGCAGCUGUCAGACGAGUCUAUGAGCGAAGCGCUAGCCUAUCUUCGCAGCGUGAGAUCAGAAGCGUCCACGAUUCCGGAUCUGCUUGUAGCAUCAGCCGUUGAUUCCACGCACGACAACUCCGACCGACGGACUAGCCUCGACGCGUUCGGCGGACAACAAGCACUAUACAGGGACGGUACUUGGAUCGCGGUUGACAGAGAAUUUGUAGCAUCCGACGACAGCGAGUAUGACAGUGAUUAUCACGAGCUCGAUGCGCAAGAAGAGUGUUACAAACAGCUACUCGGACGAUUCCGCGCGCUCCGCAAUACAUACAACGAGGCCCACUCGCAAGACCCGGCUCAGAGAAAAGAGGCAGGCUUCGAACGAUCGGACGCACAACCGCCGCAGAGCAGACACUGGUGGCUAUAUACCCUGGAUCGUGAAUACCCGACCCUUGCCCAAGUGUUCCAGAUGGAUGACAGGACUUUGUAUCGAGGACUUGAGUACUGUACCCAUGCUCUGGAUCGAUUCGACACCAUCUCUGGUCAGAAGAGCUGUUGGAUCUGGACUUUGCUAGCACUGGCGGGAGAUGUUGGUACCCUGGACCAUUGGAAAAUAAGCAGAAUAAGGGAACUGGGCCAGAAAGCAGGGCGGCUAAGUCGCAAGCUACAUAGUGGGCAGCGUUUCAAGGAUCGCCAGAACGAAGCUGUAGCUGAAAAGGGUAAGGAGGUAGAUGUUGAUGAGUCGACAGAGGUUCCUGAGGACAACGAGCAAGAUGUGCAAGAGAAGGAGGACGAGCACCCCACGACAGACGCCAAUGGCUCCGAAGUGGAGAUGCCAGUAUCCGAAGACGGGACUCACGUCGACACGAACGUGGAAGCCAAUGACCUCGAAAAAGCCCGAGCGCGUUUACUUGCGCAGCUCGGCGACCGUCUAGUGCAAACCGGGCUACCAUCAUCAGAGGACAGAAAAGUGCCUUCUGACUCUAACCUGCCUGUGGUAGAUUCGAACACGAGGGUCACUAUUGAUAUGAUCUUGACCGUAGUAGCAGAGUGCUAUGGACAAAGGGAUUUGCUGAGCUUCAGGGAGGUUUGGUUGUGAAUAUAAUCUUGAUACCCAGAUGACACAAUUGUGCUUCAUCUAUGGUCAGGUAGGUUUAGCUGAGGAUCGGCUUUGAUAUACAGAUAAUACAAUAAUCUCCCA